CAAUACAAUAUUUUUUAAAUCGGUUGUGGAAAUUUGAAAAUGAUACAUUUUCAAUGUUAGCAGUUUUUCUACUUGCAUUGUGUGUAGUUCGGUUUAUACAAUUUUAUAUGGAAUUAAAAGCGUUACCGCCUGGACCAUGGGGUGUACCAAUAUUGGGAUUAUUACCAACAUUAAGUGGUAUUCGUGCACCGUAUUUACAUUAUUUGGAAUUAAAACAAAAAUAUGGACCAUUAUUUUCAAUGAAAGUUGGAUCACAAUUACAUGUGAUUAUGACAGAUUAUAAAUUAAUACGGGAUACAUUUCGUAAAGAUGAAUUCAGUGGACGACCUCAAGGACCAUUUCAUGAUUUAUUAAGUGGAUAUGGAAUUAUCAAUAGUGAAGGAAAAUUAUGGAAAGAUCAACGUCGCUUUUUACAUAAUCGUUUCCGUAAUUUUGGAGUAACAUAUCUUGGAUCUGGAAAAAAUCAAAUUGAAAAACGUAUAAUGGGUGAAGUUGUGGAAUUUUUAAGUGUAUUAAAAAGUUUUGAAGGUGCACCAACUGAUCCCAGUCCAAUUUUAUCCGUGUGUAUCAGCAAUGUUAUCUGUGAAAUGAUGAUGUCUGUACGAUUUACACAUAAUGAUCCAAAAUUUUUACGCUUUAUGGGAUUAACACAAGAAGGUCUACAAUUAUGGGGAUCAAUGAACUAUGCUACAUGUAUACCAGUCUUACAAUAUUUCCCAAAAUUCCGUGUAAUUUUGAAGAAAUUAGGAGAAAAUCGUGAUGAAAUGAGUGCAUUUUUCCAAGAACAAUUAGAGGAACAUCGUCGUACAUUUGAUCCAGAAAAUAUUCGUGAUUUAAUUGAUACAUAUUUAUUGGAAAUUGAAAAGGCAAAAGAAAAUGGAACAGACUCAAAUUUAUUCGAGGGCAGAAAUCAUGAUCGUCAAAUUCGUCAAGUAAUUGCUGAUUUAUUUACGGCCGGUAUGGAAACAAUUAAGAAUACAUUGCAAUUUGCCAUCUUGUACAUGAUCCAUCAUCCAGAAUCAUUACGGGCUGUUCAAGAUGAAUUAGAUCAAAUUGUGGGUAGAAAUCGUUUACCAAAAUUGGAAGAUUUACCAUACUUACCAACAACCGAAUCCACUUUGUACGAAGUAAUGAGAAUUUCAAGUAUUGUACCAUUGGGCACUGAACAUUCUCCAAUACGUGAUGUUACCGUAAAUGGAUACCGUAUUCCACAAAACACACAUGUCCAUCCAUUUUUACAUGCUGUGCACAUGGAUCCCAAUUUAUGGGAUGAACCAGAACGUUUCAAUCCAUCCCGUUUCAUCAACUCAGCUGGUAAUUGUGUGAAACCUGAAUACUUUUUACCAUUCGGUGUAGGACGACGAAUGUGCUUAGGAGAUGUAUUAGCUCGUAUGGAAUUAUUCCUAUUUUUCUCAUCAAUGUUACAUACCUUUAAUAUUAGUGUUCCCGAAGGUGAAAAAUUACCAAGUUUAAAACCAAAUAGUGGUAUUACACUAUUUCCUGAAGCAUUUAAAGUAUGUUUUAAACCACGAUCACUUAAUACAGAUACUGUUCAUCCAAGACAGGAGAAAAAUAUUGGUGUUCACUAAAUAUGUAAAACCAAAAUUUUUCUUUUUAC
Messenger RNA from Chrysoperla carnea, 1618 nucleotides. RefSeq names its product cytochrome P450 18a1 (gene Cyp18a1). The record is from RefSeq and is a predicted model, not a curated record. Bases 54 to 1589 code for a protein of 511 amino acids. Gene Ontology annotation, biological process: xenobiotic metabolic process. Gene Ontology annotation, molecular function: oxidoreductase activity, acting on paired donors, with incorporation or reduction of molecular oxygen, reduced flavin or flavoprotein as one donor, and incorporation of one atom of oxygen; iron ion binding; heme binding. Lineage: Eukaryota; Metazoa; Arthropoda; Insecta; Neuroptera; Chrysopidae. Gene Ontology annotation, cellular component: intracellular membrane-bounded organelle; cytoplasm. The transcript has 5 exons.